Molecule: messenger RNA, 2021 nt
Organism: Bradysia coprophila
Lineage: Eukaryota; Metazoa; Arthropoda; Insecta; Diptera; Sciaridae
Gene: Vps33B
Product: vacuolar protein sorting 33B
Biological process (GO): vesicle-mediated transport
Source: RefSeq, a predicted model, not a curated record
UCUACGAACGUCAAAAACAAAAAUAAAAACAAAAAAAUCGCCUGAAAGCGAACGUAAACAAGUAAUCCAUUGAAAAUCAUGUCAAUCGACAAGAAGCUGGCCGGCAUUCGACAAAUCAGCCAGGAAAAACUGCAAAACAUUCUAUGCUCGAUACCGAGCAGCCAGAAAGAUCUAGUCAUCGAACCAUGUCUCAUCAAACCAUUGGAACAUGUUUGCGGGGCGUCUUGGCUGCGUGUCAAAGGAAUCAACAAAAUAUUCAGAUUCGAUCAAGACAAUGCACCGCCCAAGGCAGCAACAAUGGUCUACAUGAUUACCUCGAAGCUGAUUAUGUUCAAGCAUGUCUUAGAUCAGAUACAUAAAUUGGAACCGAUGGCCAAUGAGAAUGCAGACGAUUUGAUUCAUUUUCAUGUUAUCGUUGUACCCAACGUGUUGCAUUCGUUCGAAGUGUUAAUGGAGGAGAUGGGCUUGUUCGGACUCGUUCAAUUGCAUCGAUUCAAUUGGGACUUCAUCCAUUUGGACACAAACAUCGUGAGCUUGGAGUAUCCGCAAAUUUAUCGAGAAGUUUUCGUCAAAGAUGACUUGUCGCUGAUUAGUUCCGUUGCGCACAGUCUGCGACUGUUCAACUUGGUAUUCGGAAAGCCACGGUUGAUUCUGACGUACGGAGAACAUUCCGAGAAAAUUCUUGACAUGGUGGAUCGGAUCGAAGGAUUCCAAGCAUCGAAUGGCCAACAUAAGACAUCCGAUUUCAGUGCAAUGGUCGUCAUCGACCGAAACAAGGACUAUGCAUCGUGCUUACUGACACCAGUCGUUUAUUCGGGACUUCUACUGGAAAUAUUCGAUUCCGUAUCGGGUACAUUACAAAUCGAUGUCAAUGCCAACAAAAUCAAGUCCGAGAAAUUGGACUAUCUGCAAGUGAAUCCGACGACGGUACAGUCGACAGCAGAUGUGACACAUCUCAGAUUGAGCGGGUCGACUGAUAAAAUCUACAACGAAAAUCGCUAUCGCCACUUUAGUGAAGUAGUGACGCUGUUGAGUGCUCAGGCCAAAGCACUGGGUAUGGAAGGAAAGAAUUUGAAGGGCAUGCAAUUGGCCGAGAUACAAGAGUACGUAUCGAAAAAGUUGCCUCAAGUUGCUAGUCAGAAGAAGGAUCUGAUCAAACAUUUGAUUUUAUGCGAGACCAUUGUGAACGAAUUGGGAGCUCAAUUCGAGAAGAUACAAACGAUCGAAGAGUCAAUGCUGUUCAACCGAAAUAAGAAGCAAAUAUACGCUCAAAUACAGGAAAUUCUGAGCAUCGAUGCACACCGUUUUAACGCCUUGCGACACAUAUGCUUGAUGCAUUUAACAUGUGGAUUAACCAACGAAGAAGCCACCGCAUUCAUUACAAAUUACUUGAACGCAUUCGGGCACAAAAGUAUGUCAGUCUUUCCGAGUCUGACGAAUGCCGGCCUCUUCCCCGAAAUCGAGAACGUAACCAAAGCCAAGCUGCCAACGCUAAGUUUACCGAAGUGGCAGAGUGCCUUUCAGAUCGAAGCCAAUAAAUUGAAACUGUUACCCGAACACGAUCUUGCUGCCAAGACCGAUCCAAUUUGUCCCAGUUACGUGUUCAACGGAUCGUACGUUCCACUCGUAGCUCAACUGGCUAGUGCACUCCUGACAUCCGACAAUUUCGAACAAUUUUCUACGAAAGCCGGCUCUACGGACCAGUUGAGACUGUUCAAAUAUUUCGAUAGAAGUAAAGAAUCUGUCAAGGAGAUCGGUGUGGCUGUGAAAACUGGUGCUGUUGCUGAUGUAUUCCCACUGAAACCGAAGACAAUAUUCGUUUUCAUUUUGGGUGGGUUGACUUAUGCCGAAGUGGCUGCGUGCCAAUUUGUUGAACGAAUGAGUGGGGCGAAAAUUGUAAUCGGUUCGAAUUGUAUGAUGUCCGGCCGGGACAUUGUUGAGGCAAGUUUUUAAUGUUUACCAGGAAGUGAUGUGGAAUUUUAUUAAAGUUCUUAAUAAAUUAAAUUUUGGUUACACGUUUA